This is a messenger RNA of Lingula anatina, 3222 nucleotides long. Its product is annotated as cleavage stimulation factor subunit 3. Lineage: Eukaryota; Metazoa; Brachiopoda; Lingulata; Lingulida; Lingulidae. Gene Ontology annotation, molecular function: mRNA binding; protein binding. The record is from RefSeq and is a predicted model, not a curated record. Gene Ontology annotation, cellular component: nucleus. Gene Ontology annotation, biological process: mRNA 3'-end processing.
UUGCUAGAAACGUGUCAUCCGGGUACUUUUUAUAGCAUACAGGCGGUGGACAUGUUUGUUGUGAGCAGAGGAACAUUCAUGCAGUUGAUUUUUUGAGGGUGUUAUUUUGCAAUAUUGGUCUUUUUACAAUAAAAUUGUGUUUGUUGUUUGCUUCUAUUUCUUAUUUUCUGUAGCGUUGAGAGAAAUAAUCUUAUAAGAAAAUGAGCCAGCGGUCUGCAAGGGAAUCUGGAUAUAUUCCAGAUAAGAUUAAAAAAGCUGAAAUGCGGAUAGAGGAAGAUCAGUUUGAUAUGGAAGCGUGGAGUGUUCUUAUAAGAGAUGCUCAGCACAAAAAGAUAGAAGAUGCUCGGCAGCUGUUUGAAAGACUUGUCGCUCAGUUUCCUAAUGCAGGCCGUUAUUGGAAGCUCUACAUAGAACAAGAGAUGAAAUUUAGAAACUAUGAAAAAGUAGAAAAGUUAUUCCAAAGAUGUCUUAUCAAGAUUUUAAACAUUGACUUAUGGAAAACGUAUCUUAAUUAUAUAAAAGAAGCGAAAGGAAGUCUUCCCUCCUACAGAGAAAAGAUGGCACAGGCAUACGACUUUGCUCUGGAUAAGAUUGGCAUGGACAUAAUGUCGUACCAGGUCUGGGCAGACUACAUCAGUUUCCUCAAAUCUGUGGAAGCAGUAGGAUCAUAUGCAGAAAACCAAAGGAUAGCUGCAGUCAGGAAAGUUUACCAAAGAGGUUGUGUUAACCCCAUGGUCAAUAUAGAACAACUGUGGAAAGAUUAUUGUGCUUAUGAAAAUAGUAUCAAUCCUCUAAUAGCCAAGAAGAUGACAGAAGACAGAGGGAGAGAUUAUAUGAAUGCUCGCAGGGUUGCAAAAGAGUAUGAGCUGGUGACAAAAGGAUUGAAUAGGAAUGCUGUAUCAGUGCCACCUCAGAAUACUCCAGAUGAAGCUAAACAGGUUGAACACUGGAAAAAGUACAUACACUGGGAAAUGAGCAAUCCACUAAGGACUGAAGACCAGGCUCUGAUUGCUAAAAGAGUGAUGUUUGCCUAUGAGCAGUGUUUACUGUGCCUGGGCUAUCACCCUGAUGUUUGGUAUGAAGCUGCUUCCUACCUGUCUGAAACCAGCAAAAUAUUGACAGAGAAAGGGGAUCAGAAUGCUGGGAAGCUGUUUGCUGAUGAGGCAGCAUCGGUGUAUGAGAGGGCAAUCACAUCACUUCUGAAGUCCAAUAUGCUUCUCCACUUUUCCUAUGCAGAUUUUGAAGAGGGAAGGAUGCGACAUGAAAAGGUUCAUAGCAUUUACAAGAAACUCAUAGUGAUUCCAGAUAUAGACCCAACUUUGGUUUAUGUCCAGUACAUGAGGUUUGCACGAAGGGCUGAGGGUAUCAAGACAGCACGCACAGUAUUCAAGAUGGCACGAGAAGAUUCUAGAACAACAUAUCACGUGUAUGUUGCAGCUGCUUUAAUGGAAUAUUACUGCAGUAAGGACAAAAAUGUUACAUACAAAAUAUUCGAGUUAGGCUUAAAAAAGUAUGGUCAUAUACCCGAAUACUGUUUAGCAUACAUAGACUAUAUGUCACAUUUAAAUGAGGAUAACAACACAAGGGUGCUGAUAGAGAAGGUUUUGUCUGGUCCUCUGUCCCCCGAGAACUCUAUGGAAGUUUGGUGGAAGUUUCUAGAAUUUGAGUCAAAUGUUGGAGACUUGGCAAGUGUUCUCAAGGUUGAGAAAAGGAGAGCAGUAGUAUUAGAGAAGCUUAAAGAAUUUGAAGGCAAAGAGACAGCUCAACUAAUAGACAGAUACAAAUACAUGGACCUUUUCCCCUGUUCUCAAAAUGAGUUGAGAGCUUUGGGAUAUCAGAGUCUAGUAAAACAGAGUGUCCUCCAUGUGCCACUGCAGCUGGGAAAUGAACCUCAAACAUUACUAGCAACUGAGGAAGAAGAGGCAGUAAAAAGACCAGAAUAUCCAAAACCAGACACAUCUCAAAUGAUACCAUUUAAACCCAAAGCCAUAGUUCCUACCGGUGCACACCCUGUAGAGGGAGGGGUUUUCCCCCCACCCCCAGCUGCCGCACAGUUACUCACAAUGAUCCCACCACCAGAUUGUUUCACGGGUCCUUUUGUUCUCAUGGACAAAUUCAUAGAACACAUGAAGGACUUAAAGCUCCCUGAUGCCCCGCCCCAGUCACCCAUGGUAAAUGGAGACAUGGACUCAGGCACCGCUCUGUCAGCUGAAAUGGCGUCUGGUAGGAAACGCAAGGCAGCAGGAGGGGAUGACAGCGAUGACGAGGACAGUAAUCUGGUACCACCAGUUCAUGAUAUCUAUAGAGCUAGACAACAGAAGAAAGUGAAAUGAAUUGGCCUUGCUCACUGAAAAGAGUGAAAUAUGUGUUACUGUGCAAAAGUGUUCUGUAUGUAGGUGUACAGCAAGUAAUAAAUAUGUAAAAAGUUCUCUUUUCACUUCAUUAAUUCCAGAUGAAAAAGGUGAAAUAGUUUUUCCUCUGGUGUAUGUUGACCAAGUUUGCAGAUCAAAGAGAAUUAGGAACAUCUCAUAAUUGUGAACUAGGUAGAGAAAACUUUUUUGUAGAACCGGACUGAACAGGUCAGCGAAAGGUUUAGUUCACCUGACAUUUGUGACUCACCUGUGUACUCAUCAUGUCCUUCAUAAGCUUCAUUUUUUACCAUUCUCAAAGGUCAUAAUAUCAGUCAGACGGUUAAAGUUAUCCAUCUUUUUUUAAAAAAAUGAGGACCCCUUUGUUUAAGAAAAAGAUCCCUCAAAAUUAAACCAAGUCAAAAAACAUACUUUUAGUUUUAAACCUUAACAGAUGUUAACAAAACAGUUUUUGUGGAUUGAACUCACCAGGCAGCAGCACUGUAGAACUGUAAGAUAUGUAUAUUAUUUUUGAGGUUCCCUUUCCUAUGAUUUAAAGGAAGUGCAUGAUUGUAGACUUAAUUGUCUUAGCAGCAUAGCACUGGAGUAAGUAUUGGUUAGUUGACUGUUCUUUAUAUUCCAAAUAAAACUGUAGAUAUUUUUGUUCCUGGUAUUUUUAUCACACUCAAUCUAGAUUGAGUGAAUUUAAUAAUAGGGGGAAACUCUUACCAUUUCUUCAUUGUAUACACUCAGCCAUAAAUUCUUACGUUCAAACUUUGCCAUUGUGGAUACCAAAAGGUUAAUCUUUCUGUCUCCAAAUUUGUGUGAGAUCCUGUCAAUUUUAACCAAGUUCCCUUAACACAUUUUCCAUUAA